This is a messenger RNA of Pipistrellus kuhlii (Kuhl's pipistrelle), 674 nucleotides long. It is a transcript of the gene IQCJ, whose product is annotated as IQ motif containing J. Lineage: Eukaryota; Metazoa; Chordata; Mammalia; Chiroptera; Vespertilionidae. Bases 354 to 674 code for a protein of 106 amino acids. The transcript is spliced from 4 exons. The record is from RefSeq and is a predicted model, not a curated record.
GAAUGAGCUGAGAGACUGUUACCUGCCCAUUUCUGCAUGGCUGAGCAGAUUCACGCGUAAAUCCAAGUUUCUUUUCAUUUCCAUCACUAUGCGUCUCCAAAUUACAGAGAAUUCAUCCCUGAGCUGGAGAGGUGCCAGAAGUUUCUCAUCUAGCUGUCUGUGGGCUGCUUUUUUCUUUCCCCUCUUUGAGGCUUUCUGAUGCCUACAGUGAGCUCAACUCAAAAGGUUUCCAGCCUCACACUCGCCUCAUAUUCCCCCACAGACUCAGCGAGCUCUGUGAUUCUGAGGAAUACCGUGUGCCAGCAUCUGACUCACAGCCUGCUUUUACCUGCAGGUGUUCCAGAAACUUCAAAAUGCGUCUGGAAGAAAUGAAAAGAUUGCAGAAUCCUUUAGAACAAGUGAAUGAUGGAAAAUAUUUACUUGAAAAUCACCAGUUGGCCAUGGAUAUGGAGAAUAAUAUUGAAAAAUAUCACCUCAAUCUACAGCCCUUGGAAUCAAAAGUGAAAAUCAUUCAGCGAGCCUGGCGCGAGUACCUGCAGCGGCAGGACCCUCUGGAGAAGAGGUGCCCGUCCCCGCCCUCGGUGUCCUCGGACAAGCUGAGCAGCUCCGUCAGCAUGAACACCUUCUCCGACAGCAGCACGCCCGUGAGUGCCAUUUUCCUUUUCAUGGUCUGA